AUGCAAUCGCAGACUGCGAGAAGUCUGCUGAUUAUGGCGGACGCCAGCCCCAAGGGCAAACUGGACGUCUGGAGUCCAGUCCUGUUCUGUGGCCGAGCCGCAGCAUGCAUGCCUCUACAGCGAAUGUCCGAUCUCCUGGCCUCGACAGCUUCAGUGGAAACGAAGCUUGAAGAAGCACAGAGGGCUGCCGACUCCUUUGCCGAGCUCACAAGUGCCGCUCAAGCUGUGGGGCAGAAGAAGAAACUGCUCUUUGGCCGCAAAGAGAAGACGUCGUGCGAAUGUCAUGUCUUGUUCUCCAGUGAAAGCUCUCCGAGGCCAAAGGCGAUCUCGACGAUCCGCCAGAAGAAACUGGCAGCUCGAGAGCAGCUGCAAGCACUCUUGCAUACCUUGAAUAUGCUUGACCUGGAGCUCAAGCUGCCAGAGCACGGGCUCCACGCAGCUGACACAGCAAAUGGGGAAGUCCGGAUUACUUCGCCCGAUGGCUGCUUUCUCUGGAAUGCGAACACAGGCCAGGCCGUCUGGGACAAGAUCAUGGAGGCCGACCUGAAGGACUUGAGGGUCGUCCUCUCCCCUGACGAAGGAUCGUCGAUGUUCUGUUGCUUUGCUUUUCUUGCUGCCAACGGCUUCAGAGUGGGGUGGUGCAGAGACGAGCUGCAGCUCGGAUUAUUUUCCGGAUUCGCAACUAGUCAGUGUUGCAUAUUUCUGUGUGAUUCCUUUAUAAGUUCCCACCGCUCGAGGCACAAGCUUUCGAACCACUUCCUCCGCCUUCUGCGAUGCAAUGCAGCAGUUUCCCGCUUCUCUGCUCAUGUGCAAGCAAAUUACAGCUGCAUUUGCCGGUUGUUCUAA
Messenger RNA from Symbiodinium sp. CCMP2456, 846 nucleotides. The record is from the annotation of a GenBank genome assembly. NCBI's taxonomy places the organism in Eukaryota, Dinophyceae, Suessiales, Symbiodiniaceae.